AAAAGCAGCGUUUGGUAACGUGCGUGGAAACGUGACGCUCGUGCAGCCAGACGCCGGGAGAACGAGGCACUUCUGUCUCCGUGGAAGACUGUUGUUGUGUUUACAGCGCGGGUUAAUCAUUAUGGCUAGCUCUCGUAUUGUAAUAUGUUUACUAAGAAAUGACUUACGCCUUCACGACAACGAGCUUUUCUUCUGGGCUCAGAAAAAUGCAGACCACAUAGUCCCGCUUUAUUGCUUCGACCCCAGGCAUUAUGUGGGAACCUACAACUUCAACUUUCCAAAGACUGGGCCUUUUCGUCUACGCUUUUUACUGGACAGCGUCAGAGACCUCAGAAACACACUCCUCAGCAAGGGCAGCAAUUUGGUGGUGAGACGUGGGAAGCCAGAAGAAGUAGUCGCUGACCUGAUCAAGCAACUUGGCUCUGUCAGCAGUGUAGCUUUCCAUGAAGAGGUGGCUUCAGAGGAGCUGAAUGUGGAGAAAAAGGUGAAGGAAGUCUGCGCUCAGAUGGAAGUGAAAGUUCACACCUGCUGGGGCUCCACACUGUUCCACAGAGAUGAUCUGCCAUUCCCGCACAUGGCCAGACUUCCUGACGUGUACACCGAGUUCAGAAAGGCCGUGGAGAGCAAGAGCAGGGUGAGACCCGUGUUCCCGACCCCAGACAGGCUGAAUUCUCUCCCCCCAGGGCUAGAAGGUGGAGCUAUCCCUACAGCAGAGGAUCUGGAGCAAACUGAGCCUGAGACUGAUCCUCGCUCAGCUUUCCCCUGCAGUGGUGGAGAAAGUCAAGCUCUGGCCAGACUCAAACACUACUUCUGGGAUACUGAUGCAGUUGCCACAUAUAAAGAGACUCGUAAUGGAUUAAUCGGGGUUGAUUAUUCCACCAAAUUCUCACCUUGGCUGGCAAUGGGAUGCAUUUCUCCCAGAUAUAUUUACCAUCAGAUCAAAAAGUAUGAGCAGGAGCGGACGGCAAAUCAGAGCACCUACUGGGUUAUCUUUGAGCUUUUAUGGAGGGACUACUUCAAGUUUGUAGGAGUAAAGUAUGGAAACAAAAUGUUUUUUAUCAAAGGGCUUCAAGACAAAUCGUUGCCAUGGAAAAGAGACACAAAGCUGUUUGAUGCAUGGAAAGAGGGACGAACAGGGGUGCCUUUUGUAGACGCCAACAUGAGAGAGUUGGCCAUGACGGGCUUCAUGUCCAACAGGGGGAGACAAAAUGUUGCAAGCUUCCUCACCAAAGAUCUGGGCCUGGACUGGAGGAUGGGGGCUGAGUGGUUCGAGUAUCUGCUGAUUGAUCAUGACGUCUGCAGCAACUAUGGGAACUGGCUUUACAGUGCCGGUAUAGGAAACGACCCCAGAGAGAACAGGAAGUUCAACAUGAUCAAACAAGCUCUCGACUAUGACAGCAAUGGGGACUAUGUGCGCCAGUGGAUCCCAGAGCUGACGGCUGUCAGAGGAGGAGAUGUGCACACUCCCUGGAACCUCAGCUCCGCCGCUCUGUCACGUGCUCGUGUGUCGCUUGGCGAGACCUACCCCACCCCUAUAGUGACAGCGCCAGAGUGGGGCAGGCACUUUAACAAGAAACCGAGUGGACCAGGACCGUCACAAAAAGGAAAGAAAGGGCCUUCUCACACCCCCAAACAGCACCGGGACCGGGGCAUCGACUUCUAUUUCUCUAAAAGUAAAAACCUGUGAAAAGAAAACGCUAAGCUGAGUUUUAAACAGAUAUAUGGUAUGGCUUUUUAUUUAAUAGGGAAGUUGUUGGACGUUUUGGGAACUGUGUUUCUUGGCUGUGAAAAAAUAAAUAAAAGUGCCUCCUGAUUCACCUUUCAUAGACUCUGCAGCUUUUCAGAACAUACAGAAUUGUCAGUGAAAGUCGGUCUGAUCUUUUUUAAUUUCUUUUUUGCAGCAAAGUUAUUUUUUUAUCAACAUGUUUUCUCCAUAAGAGAUCUAUUUGAAUGUUUGUUCUUGCUCUGUUUUUGAUGGUUACAAGGUUGUUGUUUUUUUCCAAAGAUGUGUGUUAUAAAAUCUUGUUAUCUGGUAACUUCUGUUUUAUGCUCCAAACUGUUUUUUUUUAUAUAUUUUAUUCUCUGAGGGAAGAAGGAAUUGAGAUUGUUUUAUGGUACACUGCAUAAAGAGGAAUUGAAACUA
Oryzias latipes (Japanese medaka) is the source of this 2143-nucleotide messenger RNA. It is a transcript of the gene cry-dash, whose product is annotated as cryptochrome DASH. Gene Ontology annotation, molecular function: damaged DNA binding; FAD binding; deoxyribodipyrimidine photo-lyase activity. The record is from RefSeq and is a predicted model, not a curated record. NCBI's taxonomy places the organism in Eukaryota, Metazoa, Chordata, Actinopteri, Beloniformes, Adrianichthyidae. Gene Ontology annotation, biological process: photoreactive repair.